UUUUUUUCUGCCUGCUCCUUUACCCAGGAAGAGAUCCGCUUCAUGAUUAACCCAGAAUUGAUUGUUGGUAUGCUUUUUAUGGCUGCAAUGAAGAAGAAUGAGGCAAUAGAGAUUCUGGGCGUCGAGAGGUUUUCUUGUUACAUGGGGUAUGGUUCUUCAUUUCGUUUUACUGGUGAUUACUUGGACAAGAAGCCACUUGAUUCACGCGGUAGACGAAAAACGAAGAUCGUCGCGAUUGAUGCUUUAUCAAAUGCGAUGAUAAGACAGUUUGAAGUUGAAUGCCUUAUACGGGAAACAAAUAAAGCUUUCUGUGGAUUUUUUGAUCCCUCAAAAAAUAAAUGUUAUCUGAAGAAUUUCCAAGAGGCUUUCUUUAAGGAGCAUUUUGAUGGGGAAGACAAUGAGGCUAUUGACAUGAGCCACAACAAUUGUUCAGUUAAUAAUGCUACUUCUGCACAAGCUGAGAGUCCUCUCGUUUCUUCCCCUUCUAUGGACUGUGAUACAAGUACCUUGGGCUUCAACGGACAUCUGACUAACGAAAUAUGUCAAAAUGAAACUGGAAUUGCUACUGGUAACUGGGGAUGUGGGGCAUUUGGCGGCGACCUUGAGCUUAAGACUAUAAUUCAGUGGCUCGCUGCAUCUCAGGCAUUAAGACCUUUCAUACACUACUACACCUUUGGUGACGCAGCCUUACAGAGAUUAGAGCAGCAGGUGUCUCAAUGGAUUUUGUUGCACAGAUGGACAGUGGGGGAUUUAUGGAACAUUUUAGUCGAAUACUCAUCGCAGAGAUUAAAGGGGAAAACAAAUGUUGGUUUCUUCAAUUGGCUCCUUCCCCAGCAGGCUUACAGCAGUGAUGACCACUACAUGUCCGAAUAAUCCUCAAUCUUGAGCACUUCUGUAGAAGUGCUUUGCAAGUCUGAAAAGGAAUGCAUCUUGCAUCUUAGUUUCCCUGAUAAAUGUUUAUUUUUUGUGUAGAGGGUUUUAUAUGGUAGUAAGGUGCUAUGAUCUUGGUGAUCACAAUCUUUGUAGUCUUUUUUUAAGUAGUUCUCAUGUACCUUAGUAGUUUUCUCAUCCCAUUUUAUCAAUUUAAUUCAAUGAAGUAACUAAGAUUUUAAGA
Molecule: messenger RNA, 1114 nt
Organism: Asparagus officinalis (garden asparagus)
Lineage: Eukaryota; Viridiplantae; Streptophyta; Magnoliopsida; Asparagales; Asparagaceae
Product: poly(ADP-ribose) glycohydrolase 1-like
Exons: 6
Coding region: 43-873 (276 amino acids)
Biological process (GO): nucleotide-sugar metabolic process; ATP generation from poly-ADP-D-ribose; carbohydrate metabolic process
Cellular component (GO): nucleus; cytoplasm
Molecular function (GO): poly(ADP-ribose) glycohydrolase activity
Source: RefSeq, a predicted model, not a curated record